CGAAACUAACAUCUGACGCUUCUUCCCUCUCUCUCUCUCUCUCUCUCUCUGCGUAUUCAAAACUAUUCUCAUUUGAGGAUUUCACUUUACAUGCCUAGAAAAGGGAUGAGGACUAUCUUCUUCAAGGCUUCUUCGCCUUCAUCCUCGCACCAAUCUUCACCCUCGCGUGCGCCUUCCUCCCCGCUUCAUGAGUCCAUGAUGGACGAGAACAUCGAUAACGCUCAAUCAGUCAUCUCCAAGUGGUACUCCGACGAGUCCUCCUUCGCCAAUUUCACCUCCCUCUUUCAUUCCAGCCGCAGCGAAGCCAAGCAGUUCUUAAGCGCUGUUGCGAAUUUGCAACGCGCUAUGCACUUCUUCGUCAACCAUGAUUCCACUUCAGAGAAGCUCAUCCGAUCUCAGAACCUCAUGCAGCUCGCCAUGAAGAGACUCGAGAAGGAGUUCUACCAGAUUCUCUCUUCCAGUCGGGAGUACUUGGACCCCGAGUCCGUCUCCUCGCAUGUAUCUGCGAGGUCGAGCAUCUCCGACUUUGAAGACGACCGUGCGUCGGAGGAGGAGUUCGGAGCCUCCAUUGAGUCCGUUUCUGGAGUGGAGAGGGAAUCGGAGUUGGCGAUGGCGGAUCUCAAGGCCAUCGCGGAUUGUAUGAUUUCUUCUGGUUAUGGUAAGGAGUGUGUGAAGAUUUACAAACUUGUGCGCAAGUCGAUUGUCGAUGAAAGCCUGUAUCAUCUUGGAGUCGAGAGAUUGAGUUAUUCGCAGAUUCAGAAGAUGGACUGGGAGUUGAUCGAAAAGAAAAUUAGGCAUUGGUUGAAUGCUGUCAAGGCUGCGGUGAAAACUCUCUUCUACGGAGAGCGAAUUCUCUGUGAUCAUGUUUUCUCAGCAUCUGAUUCCAUCAGAGAGUCGUGUUUCUCGGAGAUUACAAAGGAAGGUGCGCUCUCUCUGUUUGGAUUCCCGGAACAUGUUGCCAGAUGCAAGAAAACACCCGAGAAAAUGUUCAGAAUACUUGAUCUCUAUGAAUCCAUCUCUGAUCUCUGGCCUGAAAUCGACUCGAUAUUUUCAUUUGAGUCAACCUCCGCCGUGCUAUCACAAGCAACCAGUGCUCUCAUCAGGCUCGGUGAAGCCGUCAGAACAAUGCUAUCGGACUUCGAAGCGGCGAUUCAGAAGGAUUCAUCCAAAACGCCAAUCCGCGGCGGCGGAGUUCAUCCUCUGACACGAUACGUCAUGAAUUACGUCUCAUUCCUCUCCGACUACAGCGGAGUUCUCUCCGUCAUUGUCGCCGAAUGGCCGCUAACAGCACAAUCAUCGAUGCCAGAAUCUUACUUUGAGAACCCGAAGUCCGACGAUGAUCCAACAUCGGCGAUUUCCUUGCGCCUAGCCUGGCUCGUGCUUGUGCUUCUCUGCAAACUCGAUGGCAGGGCCAAGCUCUACAAGGACGUCUCUCUCUCUUACAUCUUCCUCGCUAACAAUCUCCAGUACGUUACCACCAAAGUCCGUACCUCCAAUCUCCGAUACCUCCUCGGAGAUGACUGGAUCGCAAAACACGAAAUUAAGGUGAAACAGUACGCAUCCAACUACGAACGCAUGGGUUGGAGCAAAGUGUUCUCAUCACUGCCGGAGAAUCCAUCGGCCGACAUCUCGCCAGAGAAAGCGAAAGAAUACUUCAAGAAAUUUAAUUCAUCCUUUGAAGAAGUGUACCGGAAGCAAACAUCGUGGGUCGUACCAGAUAACAAGCUUCAAGAAGAAAUCAAACUCUCUAUUGCUAAGAAACUAGAACCGACGUAUAGAGCCUUUUACGAGAAGAACCGGGCCAGGUUGAGGAGGGAACCGGGUUCGGAGUCAGUGGUGAGAUUUGCACCAGACGAUAUGGAAAAUUACUUGUCAGAUCUGUUUUACGGUACCGGGGUUUCCGGUAGCACGUCGUCGUCGUCUUCUUCUCCAUCGUCGCUUUCGCGUGGGUGAACUGUGAAGGUCCCAUUGAAACGAUACGCCUGGUUGACGUUGUUUUGGCGGUUCAGCCUGCCGUCCUAUGAUACUAUAUUGUCUUUUGGUAUGAUGGUGUUGUCUUUUUGUGGAUAUAAAGUUAUAGAAUAAUCACAUACACGGAUGUAUGCCUGAUGAAUGAGAAUUAUAUACAAAAGAAAAAUUCUUUUAUUUUUUUAUAUCAAAAUCUGUUCUCUC
This is a messenger RNA of Vitis riparia (riverbank grape), 2172 nucleotides long. Its product is annotated as exocyst complex component EXO70H1-like. Gene Ontology annotation, biological process: exocytosis. The record is from RefSeq and is a predicted model, not a curated record. Lineage: Eukaryota; Viridiplantae; Streptophyta; Magnoliopsida; Vitales; Vitaceae. Gene Ontology annotation, cellular component: exocyst. The transcript has a single exon. Gene Ontology annotation, molecular function: phosphatidylinositol-4,5-bisphosphate binding. The coding region runs from base 91 to 1953 and encodes 620 amino acids.